AGCCAUUCGUAGUUUGAUAUUUGGAGCGUUCGGCACGUUUCAUCUCGCGCAAUAAGACAUUUUUUCUAUUUCUAAAAAUUCAUAGUGGCAAUUAUAAUGGAAUCGGACGAGAUCGAAGCAGCCUCGAAAUCAGGAAUGAAUAUUCGAAAUGAUAAGAAUCCCAUUAUCGACUACGACGAAGACAGAUGGCAAUUAUAAUGGAAUCGGACGAGAUCGAAGCAGCCUCGAAAUCAGGAAUGAAUAUUCGAAAUGAUAAGAAUCCCAUUAUCGACUACGACGAAGACAGAUUACAUGAGAUGACAGCAUCCUAUUCCGAGAUAUCAUUUGAUUCACAAUCCUCGCCACCUAUUUCGGAAUUGAGAUCACUCAUUGAUUCUCCAGAUAUCGAGAGUGGAAAGUUUUUGGAUGACAAUUUGGAGAAAAUAGGAGCUACUGGCCACAGACCGGAUCAAUUAGAUUUGAAAAGUAGAGGUGGUAGUCCAACAGAAGAUGACGAUCUGGACCCGCCGAGUUAUCAUAAAGCUAUGGGUUAUUUGCAAUUGGAAGGAAGAGUGAUGCAAGACGGCGACAUGGUAUUAUUUGUUACAGAGGAUUUAGAGAAUAAGAUCAAAUUGUCCAGUCCUGUGACAAAGAAGGGAGAAACUCCAUCGUUUCCGGGAUCGCGAAGCUCGACUCCAUGCUUGUACAGGCAGGCCUUGACUCCACAAUUGCCACCUCUCGAUCACAAUGUAUUAAAUGAAUUAGAAAUGGAAGCUAGGAAGGUUGCAACCUCUGUGGACGCUUUGACUGAAAAUCUCGCUGCAAUUUUACAAAAUGCAUCAGCUCUUACAGUUGGCUGUUUAGAAACCUAUAGAGAUGCAGUGUGUAAAACGUGCGAUGCUGUUGAUCACAAUAUAAAAUCAAUGUAUCAAUUAAUGGCUAAAUGCGAAGAACUAUCAAAGUCGAUGGGACCAAUUUACAAGUUAGCAGAACAGAUAGAAUAUAAAAUCUUCGAUUUCAAUGGCAUGUCAUGGCUGGGGAUAAUAUCUGGUCAAUGUUACAGCGAUUAAAGGUCAAGCCGAGACUUUCUUAGCAAAUUACUCAGAGACGGUGCAAGUGUCCUCCCGUGGGAGCUCGUCUCUUCGUCUGAAUCUCACCAGGAGGAGACAAGGAAAAGGGGAUGAAAUCGGAGCCGUGUCUCUGAAGUCUCUGAGGCUCUCGGAGGGGAGAGUAGUCGGGAGAAAUGAAACGAAUAAAAGAAACAUAUUAUGGAGCGAGUCAAACACGCGUCUCUGUUCGCGCGAAGGGGUUGGGAAUAGCCGCGUGCUAGCAACGUGCGAUGAGGAGCGAAUGAAAGGGAAGAAAUGAGAGGGGAAAAAAUCGCUUGACAGAUCACAGACUACUAAUUAAAAAACUCGGCAUCGCGACGCCCUUGCUCGUUCCCGCGCGAAACGUUGCCCUUUCCCCUCCCAUCUCUCCCUUUUCGCGAGCCAGCCGCAUAAGAAACCUUUCGCCUUCUCCCUUUCAUCACCCCAUCACCAUCGCCCAUCUCGCUACCUCUUCUGGAGGGCACCGCAUACCUCCCUCAUCUAAUAGCCAAUGAGAGUUCUCUUUUUUCUACUGGAUUUUCUGUGCGAUCUUUUUCUUCCCUUUCGCGCGUUCACGUAGACCGAGGGUGCAAAAAUAUAGGGAUCCAGCGUAUGGUACGUUAUCCUUUUCACAGCUUCCGCAAGCUUGGAAGAGAGGAGAGAAGAAAAGGAUUUUUCACCGGUAAAGCUUCUUUGAAGGGAAAUCUCUUAAACCGAUUACUAAUAAAAGUAGCGCAUCAUUUCACGUAAGAUCUUAACGUUCAUUUCAACUACCGCCUAUAUAAAUCAGUUUUCAAUUGUAAGAUAUAAUUAGUAAAAAUAUGUUCUCUGCGAAAUUUGGGCGAAGAAUCAAAAAGCAAGUCAUUUUUAAAGAUUUUAGAGAUUUAAAUAUCC
This is a messenger RNA of Camponotus floridanus (Florida carpenter ant), 1961 nucleotides long. RefSeq names its product BLOC-1-related complex subunit 6 (gene BORCS6). The transcript has 6 exons. The record is from RefSeq and is a predicted model, not a curated record. Gene Ontology annotation, biological process: lysosome localization. The coding region runs from base 186 to 1049 and encodes 287 amino acids. Gene Ontology annotation, cellular component: BORC complex. Lineage: Eukaryota; Metazoa; Arthropoda; Insecta; Hymenoptera; Formicidae.